This is a messenger RNA of Tupaia belangeri chinensis (Chinese tree shrew), 4413 nucleotides long. It is a transcript of the gene SDAD1, whose product is annotated as SDA1 domain containing 1. Bases 104 to 2158 code for a protein of 684 amino acids. The transcript has 22 exons. Gene Ontology annotation, biological process: ribosomal large subunit biogenesis; ribosomal large subunit export from nucleus. Gene Ontology annotation, cellular component: nucleolus. The record is from RefSeq and is a predicted model, not a curated record. Lineage: Eukaryota; Metazoa; Chordata; Mammalia; Scandentia; Tupaiidae.
GCUGUUUCCGGUCACACCCGGAAGCACGAGUCCUCACUGCAGCUGGGACGACUUGGCAGUGUGGGUUUUGUAACAGUGCUCGCCUUGUCACUCGGCUGCCAACAUGUCCAGCAGGAACAACAACAAGCUGCCCAGCAACCUGCCGCAGCUACAAAAUCUGAUCAAGCGGGACCCGCCAGCCUACAUCGAGGAGUUUCUGCAGCAGUAUAAUCACUACAAAUCCAAUGUGGAGAUUUUCACAAUACAACCAAAUAAACCCAGCAAAGAACUUGCAGAACUGGUGAUGUUCAUGGCACAGAUUGCUCAGUGCUACCCAGAACACCUCAGUACUUUUCCUCAAGAGCUGAAGGAUCUUCUUUCCUACAAUCACACUGUCUUAGAUCCAGAUCUUCGAAUGACAUUUUGCAAAGCUUUGAUCUUACUGAGAAAUAAGAACCUCAUCAACCCAUCAAGUUUGCUGGAACUCUUCUUCGAACUUCUGCGUUGCCAUGAUAAACUUCUACGAAAGACUUUAUAUACACAUAUCGUGACUGAUAUCAAGAAUAUAAAUGCAAAGCACAAGAACAAUAAAGUGAAUAUAGUGUUGCAGAAUUUCAUGUACACCAUGCUGAGAGACAGCAAUGCCACUGCGGCCAAGAUCUCUUUGGAUGUGAUGAUCGAACUCUACAGAAGAAACAUCUGGAAUGAUGCCAAAACUGUCAAUGUUAUCACAACUGCAUGUUUCUCUAAGGUCACCAAGAUAUUAGUUGCUGCUUUGACAUUCUUCCUUGGGAAAGAUGAAGAUGAGAAACAAGACAGCGACUCAGAAUCUGAGGAUGAAGGACCAACUGCAAGAGACCUGCUGGUGCAAUACGCCACAGGGAAGAAAAGCUCCAAAAACAAGAAGAAGUUGGAAAAGGCAAUGAAAGUGCUCAAGAAACAAAAGAAGAAGAAAAAACCGGAGGUGUUUAACUUUUCAGCUAUUCACUUGAUUCAUGAUCCCCAAGAUUUUGCAGAAAAACUACUAAAGCAGCUGGAGAGCUCUAAGGAGAGGUUUGAAGUGAAAAUGAUGCUCAUGAACCUCAUCUCCAGAUUGGUGGGAAUUCAUGAGCUUUUCCUCUUCAACUUCUAUCCCUUUGUACAAAGGUUUCUGCAGCCCCACCAAAGAGAAGUAACAAAGAUCCUUCUGUUUGCUGCCCAAGCCUCACAUCACCUGGUACCACCAGAGAUCAUUCACUCACUGCUCAUGACUGUGGCCAACAAUUUUGUCACCGACAAGAACUCCGGGGAAGUCAUGACAGUGGGAAUCAAUGCUAUAAAAGAAAUAACAGCUCGAUGUCCUCUAGCCAUGACUGAAGAACUUCUCCAAGACCUGGCUCAGUAUAAAACACACAAAGAUAAGAAUGUAAUGAUGUCUGCUAGAACUCUGAUUCAUUCACUGAAUCCUCAGAUGUUGCAGAAGAAAUUUCGAGGAAAGCCUACAGAGGCUUCCAGAGAAGCCAGAGUGCAAGAAUAUGGAGAAUUGGAUGCUAAAGAUUACAUUCCAGGAGCAGAAGUUCUGGAAGUCGAGAAAGAAGAGAAUGCUGAAAACGGUGAAGAUGGAUGGGAAAGUACCAGUCUCAGUGAGGAGGAGGAUGACGACGGCGAGUGGGUUGAUGUGCACCACUCCUCCGACGAAGAACAGCAAGAAAUUGCCAAGAAGCUGAGCAGCAUGCCCAUGGAGGAGCGGAAAGCCAAGGCUGCAGCCAUCAGCACCAGUCGAGUUUUAACACAGGAAGACUUCCAGAAAAUCCGCCUGGCCCAGAUGAGGAAAGAACUUGAUGCUGCCCCCGGGAAAGCCCAAAAGAGGAAAUAUAUUGAAAUCGACAGUGACGAGGAGCCCAGGGGCGAGUUACUUUCUCUUCGGGACAUUGAACGCCUUCAUAAAAAGCCCAAAUCUGACAAGGAGACAAGACUGGCCACUGCCAUGGCUGGUAAGACAGACCGAAAGGAGUUUGUAAGGAAGAAAACGAAAAUGAAUCCAUUCUCCAGUUCCACAAAUAAAGAGAAGAAAAAGCAGAAGAACUUUAUGAUGAUGCGGUAUAGCCAGAAUGUCCGGUCCAAAAAUAAGCGUUCUUUCCGAGAAAAGCAGCUGGCGCUACGAGAUGCACUUCUGAAGAAGAGGAAAAGGAUGAAGUAACCUGAAGCAAGUUUCCCAUUCCAAGGAGAACGCUAAGUUUGAGUCUUUGCUCUAGGAAUUAGUAAACUGAGGACUGCUUGCUUACAUUUGUGAGUUCAGGAGCACUAUGUUGUGAAAACUCCAGUAAACCUGGUAGCAGUUUGGUGUUUCUGUUUGGAUAUGGGUCGUGGGGAUGUAAAUAACGGUGCUAUAAAAUCGUUUUCAUUUAGCAUUCAUGUGAAAAGUUAUUGAGUGCCUACUAAUUCUCACUGUAGAGAGAAAAAUGAAUGCGCCCUACCCACUCCACACGGCAUUCAGAGUGGGGGGGCGGGUGUACAUAUGUGUGUUUACAGUGCAGUGUAAAUAGUGCUCUGUAGGGGUAGGUCCAUGUUUCUGUGGCGUCACGGAAGCCUUGUGGACUAACUCUGCGGGGACAGGAGUUAUAUAUUCUCUGAAAACAAAACAGGACAAUGUUACAAGAGUAAGAGGUUCUUACUUGUAAAUAGGCUUGCCUGCGAACGCAGGUCCCUGCUAUACAGAUCGUGGGCGGGCAGCUUGUUCGGUCAGUCCAAUAGCAUUUUGUUUUGAAUAUGGCUUUCUGGUUAAGAUCGCACUUUUUAAGUUGCCUUAAGUAUAAAUAGUGACUCUGGAAUGUCCGUAGAUCCUUUUUUGAGCUGCCCACCCUUGAAGCCUGUUUCCUCAACCUGCCUUAAGCAUUCCCAGUCCGCGUUUGCCUCUCUCAGGAGAAGGUGUGUAACGUCAGGUGGGUGCUGUGUGGGGGGCGGUUUGGGUGGUCCCCGGGUGUGCUCCAGUCAGUUUCAGGGGAUGAAGCUUUUGCAUUUGGAAAUAGUUGGGUGCCUUUUGCAUCAGAUUUCUGAGAUGAUACUGUGUAGAUGAGAUGUUCUCUUACUGAUGAAGUAAAGAGCAGUUUCUUGUCUACUCGGAAUUAAAAGCAGCUCCUAAAAUCACUUUUCUUAUUCCCUUUCCAGUUUUUCUGUUUUCUUUGCUCUCAGUUUCAGCAGUACUUGAAUGAAACUUCUUGACUAUCCCCAGGGUGCCCAGAUCACUGUUUGGGGAUUACUCAGACUGUCAGUCCCCAGCAACUCUAAUGCUUCACAGGAAGUCUCCAAUGCAAAUUUAUGUAUUACAGACCUGAAUCUGCUCCCCCACCUUUUUUUAUAUUUGUAAAUAUUUUUUCUUUGAACAAAAUCCCAGGGAUACAGAGAGAAAAACAAGCACCUCCCACAGGGUCACGCGGUGAGGUCCUCUUCAGCUUUCCCAGCAGCCAGAAUCACAGGCACGUGCGCCCCAGGUAUAUACAGGUCAACCCAGAACGAGACCCCCUGGUCCCUGUGGCUUCCAGCAUCACAGAGUCUCGUGCUGCCCUCUGCUUCUGCUGCCCUGGGCCGUGGGCCCUCUUUUGCAUCUUGAACUGGGUGUGUCUCAAUGUGUCUGGAUCUAGACAGUGAAUAAAAUUCAAAAUGGUAUGACAGGAUUUAUGGCUUCACUGCAAACUGGGUGGUGCUUGGAAGCUCUCUCCUUCCCUGAGGCCUCCACCCUGUAGCUGUCAGGAAGCCACAGUCCAUUCUGUGUUCCGACUCCCCUCUUUCUCCUGUGGCCUUAGCAUGUGCUUAACUAGCCCGAGGCUUGUAUGCAAAUCAGACACCUGGUUUAAAGAGGCACAUUCUAAACUUACUUCUUUAACCCCACACUAUCUUACUCUUUUCUGAUUUCCUUUUAUUAUUUUAUAAGUCAUCUCUUGGGAAUGCGUUCCUUUUUUGUUUUGCUUUUUAUCAGUUUGAAGAUCAGCUUCUCACCGUGUUGACGGCCCCAGUAGAGACUAAGUGACCUUGAAGGGUGACUUUCAUUUCGAAGAGGUCAUUAGUAUCUCAACUUGAAAUUCUCAGUCUCAAAUUUUUGUCAGCCUUGAGAAUUGACCCGUUUCAGGAAUGCACUCACUCUGCCAGAAGUCAAUGUGUAACAGCGGUAGAAAUCUGCGGCCGGUUUGUUAUCUGUGUGAUCUUAGCAAGUUCCCCCUGUAAAUAAGCCUCACAUGAGACCAGGAUUUUGUCUGCUCUCUGCUGGACUCUUGCUGCUCGUUCAGUGUCUGAUAGGGAGGCGCUCGGCAAAUAUCUGAACACACAUUUAAUCCCUGUAGUUCUCUGCCUGUAAAUGUCGUACUGUCUACCUCCUUGACUAGUUUGAGAAAUAAUGUCUGUAAGCACUUAGUAUGUUUUUGGCUACAAAGUUUUCAGUAAACUUGUCAUCAAAGAUUA